Diplodia corticola is the source of this 1005-nucleotide messenger RNA. Its product is annotated as sac3 ganp nin1 mts3 eif-3 p25 protein. NCBI's taxonomy places the organism in Eukaryota, Fungi, Ascomycota, Dothideomycetes, Botryosphaeriales, Botryosphaeriaceae. The coding region runs from base 1 to 1005 and encodes 334 amino acids. The transcript is spliced from 2 exons. The record is from RefSeq and is a predicted model, not a curated record.
AUGAGCGCCCAGCAACGCCCCGUCGCCCGCCGCGGCCCGUCCAUGCAGUGGAGCCGGCUCAAGCCAGGCCCCUCGGACCCGCUCGAGGCGCUCAAUGACUUCCGCGCCCAAGAGACCUUCUACAACAAGAUCGUCGACCGCUACAUGAAGUUCUGCGCGGCCUCGGGCGGCGGCGAGAAGCUGGCCGAGCAGUUCGCCGCCAUGUCCGUCUCCCAGACCAGCCCCAGCCCCAGCUCUGCCCCGAAAGUAUCCCAGUCCCCGUCUCCCCUGAACGUCCCCAAGCGCGCGCGCCCUUCUCUGGCCUCGCCGAAGACGGUGCCGCCGACGCCCUCGGCCAUGCGCCCAGCUAAGCGCGACGCAUCGCAGACGCUCGAAUCGCCCUCCAUCCCCCUGCGCAACACCACCAUCGAGCUCGGCACCAUCGUCUCCGCCAUGCGCAAGCUCCGCGAGGCCGUCGUGGCCUCGCACCGCACCGACCGCUUCGCCCAGCGCGCCUACAUCUUCAUCAUCCACGCCGCCAUCCUCACCAAGUCCUGGGAGUCGUACCUGCCCGCCCUGCGCUACCUGCUCAACGCCAUCCACGCCCAGACGCCCAUGACCAGCUCCGAGUUCAACGAGUUCGCCGGCUACUACGUCCUCGACCUGGCCUGCCGCCAAGGGGAGCUCGGGUCGGCCUUUGCGCACCGGUCGAGGCUCGGCCUGGCCUAUGCAGACCCGACGGGCCGUGUCGAUCGCCUGCUCCGGGCGCUGGUCAUGGACGACUGGGUCAGCUUCUGGCAGCUGCACAAGCUGGUCGACGGCUACCAGAAGCGCAUCAUGGAGUUCAAGGAGGACGAGAUGCGCCUCCACGCCCUCAAGUGCAUUGGCAGGAGCUACUUCGGUGCGGAAAAGGGGUACAUCGAGAAGUGCACUGGCCGGGAUUGGGAUCAACUCGUAAAGAGCGGGGUCGGGUGGGAACUCCAGGAGGGGGAUAAGGUCGUCAUCCGCCGCCCGAAAGCAAGGUGA